UUCUUAACUUUCUUUUAUAAUCUCGAAGUUAUGCUUCUAAAGUUUAGGUGUUUUUUUACGCGAUAAGAAAAAAAUCUUCUUUGGUAGAUUCUAGACCUUAAUGAAAGAUGCAGCACUUUUUUUACCAAGUUGGAGGUCACGGACAAAAAAAUUCGGGAAAUUUUGGUAUGCUUGUAGACGGCAAUAAAAUUUUAAAGCCUUUACAACCUAGUGGAAGAGGUCAAAGGGAACUAGAUUUUUACGUUGAAGUUUAUGACAAGAAUAACAAAAAUGAAGAUCUUUUUUUGCUUCGUUCUUUUCUUAGUCAUUUUUACGGAGAAAGAAAAGUUGAGGUAGACGGAAAAAUAAUGAGCUAUAUAGUUUUGGAAAAUGCAGCAGCAGGUUUUCAGAAGCCUUGUAUCGUAGACUUGAAAAUGGGAAGACAGACUUACGAACCCGACGCUCCUUUGGAAAAAAAAAAUAAGGAGGAAACGAAGUAUCCAAUUCAAAGUGAAUCAGGCUUUCGUUUUGUUGGAAUGAAGAUCUUUAAUCCGAAAACGGAAACUUACGACUCUUACGAGCGCACUUUUGGAUAUCUAUUGACUAUUGAAAAAUUUUUUGACGCCUUUAAACUUUUUUUUUCCAGCGGAUUAUUUGAAAGUGGCUCUCUCCAAGCAAAAGUGAAACUCAUGGAGACUCUGAUAGAGAAACUUCGAAGCGUUCAAGCUUUUUUUAAACGGCAGCACCUGUAUCGCUUCUAUUCGAGUUCAAUAUUAAUCAUUUAUGAAGGCGAUGCUUGCUCUGAAUCAGCUGAAAAAGUGGAAGUUCGCUUAAUCGACUUUUCUCAUGUUUGUGCUAUACAAGAGAAAGACGGAAUUGAUGAGGGUUACUUGUAUGGUCUCAAUAAGUUGCUAUCUAUUCUUUUCAACGUUGUACUGGACAUAAAGGGCUCCUAAAUAAGUCAAACUUAUUAUUUUAUAGAUUUAUAAAGGCUAGUGUAUCUUAUGUAUAUGUACUGUGUGUAAUUUUUUUGUUAAACAACUUCAGGGCCACGGCUACAGUUUUUGCCUGGUAGGCCAUAUUUUGACUGAACCAAAAGUACUAAUUGAAGGGAUAUGAGCAUUAACAGUUUUAACACUGCUGCUCUCUUCUUAAUCUUUGACAAUUACGUGUUUGCUCUCUCCCUCUCCCCCUCCUUCCCCCUAAGUACGAUUGUCUGGUCUUUUCCGAGUUUUAUUCCUUCCCCAUUUCACUGAAAGCAAGCAAUUUUUAACUCAUGCUAAUGACACACUUUUCUACGUGUAGUUCUUGCGGUUACCUUGCAUUUAGGAAGCGCAUGGAACAAAAAGCUGUGAAGAUAUAUAACGUAAGGUUUAUAGAGAUGUAUAUUAGAUUUUAAGGUAUAUUUAUAUUAGGAGCACAAGAUAAGGUCCUUUUACCAAAUUUACUUAUCUAAGGAGACUGCAUCUCAGACCUGCCAUUUUCUAAACAUGCAGAGUCAUAUAA
This is a messenger RNA of Zophobas morio, 1485 nucleotides long. RefSeq names its product inositol polyphosphate multikinase-like. Gene Ontology annotation, cellular component: cytoplasm; nucleus. Gene Ontology annotation, molecular function: inositol tetrakisphosphate kinase activity; inositol-1,4,5-trisphosphate 3-kinase activity. The transcript has 13 exons. Bases 108 to 935 code for a protein of 275 amino acids. Gene Ontology annotation, biological process: inositol phosphate biosynthetic process. Lineage: Eukaryota; Metazoa; Arthropoda; Insecta; Coleoptera; Tenebrionidae. The record is from RefSeq and is a predicted model, not a curated record.